Molecule: messenger RNA, 2235 nt
Organism: Cryptosporidium ubiquitum
Lineage: Eukaryota; Apicomplexa; Conoidasida; Eucoccidiorida; Cryptosporidiidae
Product: ABC transporter-like protein
Exons: 1
Coding region: 1-2235 (744 amino acids)
Molecular function (GO): ATP hydrolysis activity; ATP binding
Source: RefSeq, a predicted model, not a curated record
AUGUUGAUUAUUGGUAAGAGUGAAUCAGGAACAUCCCUUAAUCAAGAGGAUAUUGCAAAAUAUGUUGAACUAGCUUGUGGUUCAAAGCUGGAAGAUAAAGUUGUGUUGGAGUACCUGAUAAAGGUAAUUUAUGCUGAGAUUCUUGAAAACAAAGGAAGGAUGUCUAAAGAUAGAUUAUUUGAAAUAAUGGAUAUUUUCUUGAAGCAGUAUGGUGAUUUUGAUGAUAUUAAUUCAGUUGUAAAUGAAAUUUAUGACCAAUUAGAAAUUGAGCCAGAAGAGUCUGAUGAACUUGCUGGAGUAUUAAAGGUAAUUGAACCAACAAAAAUUCUUAGUUCUGAAGUUGAGACAGAAAAGUUCAAAUAUGACCCUCUACUUGAUCUAGAUUUGGGAGCGAGUGGAAACUUUAAUAAAAGCAUUCCAAUUGGAGAAAGCAUUAAGCUUCAAAAAGCUGCAGCUAAGGAAAAAGAGAGGCAACUUAGACUUUUAAGACAGUGGGAAAAACAAAAGCUUGAAGUUCCUGUUCCUGUGUGCCACCAUCCAAUUGACAGGUCUAGACAAAAACUAACAGACAUUCAAAUAGCAAACAUUACCAUUUUUAUUGCAGGAAGAGCUCUUCUGAGUGAUGCGUCAUUGAAUCUAAGUCUGAAGCAUAAAUACGGACUAAUAGGUAGAAAUGGAGUUGGUAAGUCAACUCUUCUGACUUAUAUUGUAAGAAGAGAGAUCCCAGGAAUUCCUUCAGACGUUUCUAUUGCUUGUGUUGAGCAAGUACUACAUUACAAACCCGAAGAAACAGUUUUGGACGCAGUUUUAAGCAUUGAUACCGAAAGACUUGCACUUUUAGAAGAGGAAAAGAAACUCCUGGCUAGAAGUGAUGAGGAACUUACAGAACAGGAGUUUUUCAAAGAAGAAAAUAAUGCACGUCUAAGCCAAAUAUACGAGAGAUUAACCGAAAUUGACGCAUAUACUGCUGAAAAUAGAGCCUUUGUUAUUUUAGCUGGUUUGGGAUUCACCCAAGAAAUGAUCAGAGAAAAGGUUGUUAGACUUUCAGGAGGAUGGAGAAUGAGAGUGGCUCUUGCGAGAGCAAUUUACGCUAAUCCUGAUGUAUUACUUUUGGAUGAACCUACAAAUCACUUGGACAUCCUUGCAGUUACUUGGCUUGAAAACUUCCUUAAAGAUUGGGACAGAACUUGUGUGAUUGUUAGCCACUCGAGAGAUUUUCUCAACCAAGUAUGUUCUGAUAUUAUACACUUCCAUGACCACAAGCUAACGUACUUUAAGGGGAAUUAUGAUUCAUUUGAGGAGGCAAGAUCUAAUGAUUUAAUUCUUAAAAAGAAACAGUUUGAACAACAGUCAGCUGAAAAAGAACGAAUUCAGAAAUUCAUUGAUAGGUUCAGAUAUAAUGCUAGCAAAGCAAGCUUAGUUCAAAGUAGAAUCAAAUUUCUUGAGAAGCUCCCCAUUAUUGAAGAAAUCCAAAAAGAUCCCACUGUUGUUUUUGAUUUUAACACCAUGGAUACACCUGGAUCUACGAAUACCGGAAAAAGUAACGGGGACUUUGUAUCUCUUAUUGAAUGUUGUGAUAUCAGCUUCUAUUACUCACAAGAUUCUAGUAAUACUAUCAAACAUAUCGUUCAUGACUUUAGUAUGAGUAUACACAGCAACUCUAAGAUUGCAAUUUGUGGAGGAAACGGAAGCGGAAAAACUACCAUUUUGAAACUCAUUAUGGGGCAACUCAACCCAACCAAAGGAAUGAUUAAAAGAGAUCCCAAGAUUAGAAUUGGUUACUUUGCCCAACAUCACAUAGAUUCGCUUGACCUUACACUUAACUCUAUUCAACAACUACAAGCAAGAUAUCCUGGGUCGGAUAUUUCUGAAGAAAAAGCCAGAAAUUUCCUCGGGAGAUUUGGAAUUACAGGAAGCCUCGCUUUAGAGCCUCUAUAUGUUCUUUCCGGAGGUCAGAAAAGCAGAGUUGCUAUUGCUAUAAUGGCAUAUCUAAAUCCUCACAUACUAAUCUUAGAUGAGCCUACAAACCACCUUGAUCUUGAUGCAAUUCAAGCUCUAAUUGUUGCUCUUAAUUCUUUCAAUGGAGGUGUUAUUAUUGUUAGUCACGAUGCACACUUAAUUUCCUGUGUUACUGACUCAAUUUGGCAUAUUGACCAUAUAAAUAAAACCCUAAAAGAAUUCAAGAGUGGUGAUUUCGAACUAUAUAGAAAAACUGUAAUCAGGUCAUCUAUUUGA